CAACAGCAACACAUAGACCAGAAUACUGAACUUCAACGCAACUUUAUCAAACUCAUUGCGACUCCCCACAACAAAGCGCUCCAAGCACCAUGCUUCCUCGCGUAUCAAUCAACAUCCUCCCUCAAGAGGAUCAUGCGACCUCCCAAGCUUCACAGUUCUCUCAGACUCCAGUGCCUGGCAUCACACAGAUGCCCAUCGCCGGCGUAAAAUGCCCUACCUGUUUUGCAAAUGGGAUCGAAGUCUGGGUUAUCCGCGGCAAGAUCUGCGGAAACUGUGGCACAGAAUGUGGCUAAGCAACAGGUUUUGUUACACAGCGUCGGCGUGGCAAGCUCAUGGUUGAUGGCAAGAGG
Molecule: messenger RNA, 350 nt
Organism: Pseudogymnoascus verrucosus
Lineage: Eukaryota; Fungi; Ascomycota; Leotiomycetes; Thelebolales; Thelebolaceae
Exons: 3
Coding region: 90-293 (67 amino acids)
Source: RefSeq, a predicted model, not a curated record